Molecule: messenger RNA, 423 nt
Organism: Prorocentrum cordatum
Lineage: Eukaryota; Dinophyceae; Prorocentrales; Prorocentraceae
Source: the annotation of a GenBank genome assembly
AUGUGCAACGGCCAUUGCACAUCUCCAGGGCCGACGCACGUCGACGCACGUCGACUGGGAGCACGAUGCUCGGAUAUUUAUUUCCAGGAGGUCAACGUCACAGGGACGUGGGCAGACAAGGCGCAGCCCGGAGGUUUCCACUUCAACUUUCGCGGCGCGCGCGACAACAAGCCGAAGUGGGUGAACUUCGGGCCGGUGGAGCUCAAAAUCGUCCAUUGUCACACUGGCGAGGGGCAGCAGUAUUUGAACGUCUACCUUAAGAACCUUCGGCGUGCUGGGUUUCACGUCGGAGGGCUGCUGGGUGAGGAUGAUUACACGGAGGCUGCGACGCUCGAGGCAGGGUGCCAGAAGAUGAUAUCCCUAUCGGCGGGUCCGGAUGGUCAAGCUCCGCAUCGACAGGGCUCCUCCGCAAUCGGCUAUUGA